AUGUACACUUCAAUAGGCACACCAUUGGCCACAUUUGCUCUCCUAAGUGUAGUUCCAGUCGUGCCAGCCGGUCUGUGGACGCAUCUGGUCGUGCAAUACGACGCCUUCACUGGGCGAUCUGCGGCUUUUCUCAAUAAAAAGGAAAUACUGCAAGGUGUCUCAGGCGGAGGUUCUCUGAAAAUAAACUGGGGAGAGUUCACGACCAUAGGCCAAUCUUACAUCAACGAGGUGUUACGACUCAAAACGAAAGGGAACAUAGAUGAGUUUUAUAUCUACUUCUGUGCCGUUCCAGAGAUGGUUAUCCAAAGACUCGCUGACUCGUGUCACGUAGACGGAAAAUGUGCAGCGAUUGGGCCAGGUAACAUUGUAGGCUUUGCUACUUUGUAGAGUAACUGUUUAUUUCUCAAUCUAUAGCCUUCAAACAUCCAGUCCUGUCGGAGUAAAGGGGUUGAGGGGAAGGGGUGUAGACGGGGUUACACAGUGUCAGUAAGUCUGCCCUGGAUGUCAUUGGGGUGCGGCACGCAUACAUUAUACUAGUUUCCUAAGGUGAAGCCAAUUUUGGAUACCAAACGUACCUGAGUUUCUGCCUUUCUUUGUUCCUAUAUUCCUUCCUUUUCCCUUUAUCAAUUUAUCGUUAUGCUAAAUUAAUUCGUAAAAUUAUAUCCUUUUGCUUUUCCCUAUUUUCGCCUUGUUUUGAGCACCACAAAUUUGGAUGAAAAAUAUUUCCAUGUUACAGGAGUAAAAGAUCCAUGUGAUGCCCACGAUGCAUUUUACUGUAAGAAUGGAAAGUGCGUUGGGCAAGAAUGGCGCUGCGAUGGAGAAAACGACUGCGGGGACUGGAGCGAUGAAACAGAAUGUGGUUAGAGUUAUCUUUUUCUAACUGAUAUGCAAAAGUGCCCUUUCCGUGUUAAUGUGUAUAGCUACAAGUUAACAAAUACUUGCUCAUUUGGCAUAUAGAGAAGAUCCAGGCGUAGUUAAUCGAUGAACCGAUAAUCGGUAACAAUCGAUAUCAGUCUUCCGAUAUCGAUACAUAGAUAGCCAUAAAGAAAAAAGGCUUUGACUUCGAUUAUUAUCUUUUGCCCAACCAAGUGCGACCCCUUAUGCAAAAUAAUGGCAGCGAUCUGGAGGAUUUCAAUGGCCCUGUAUAUACCGCAUUGAAUUGGAUUCCAAUGUGAGCGAGAUUCGUGGAAAAAACUGCAAGAUGCAAUCGACUGAAGCAAAAUGUAAUUGACAUGUAAAGAUCCAUGAAAACCAGAGGAACAGAAAAUCAAGACUACACCAACGGUUUUUUUCUCAAACUGAAGAAGGGACAUAAACCCGAAACGUUUGUAUUUUUUUAGAAAAACAUUUGACACUUUUUUAUAUUUCUUUACCUAAUAUCACCUCAUCAGCUACACCUGGAGUACUUGCUGAAGUCAAAAACAAAAUGUGUUAAGCUGAAGCUGGUCUCGUCGGUGUUGUGUGCCAAAUAGUAUCGUUAUGUUCAGAGUAUCUGAACCAUAUGCUCUUCAAUAUUAUUACUUGUUAUCGAUCACUAUCGAUUGUUAUCAAUUUUUGUUAAUCGAUAAUAAGUGAUAGAUUAUUUUUUCUAUCGAUUUCCGAUAUCAAUCGAUGACAAUCGGCGGAUGAAAUCGAUUGAUAUCGAUCAUACCGAUUGAUUUCCGAUAUCGAUUUCUAUCGAUUAACUACGUCUGGAGAAGGUGUUUUAGACUUUUUGAGACCCUGUUUUUGGGUGACUAAAGUUUUUAGGAAAUGGAUGAUGAGCUGGUUUACCGCUUUGAUAUCAGCAAUGAGACUUCUACACAGCUACAGUCUACAAGCAUGUUAUAUACACUUGUUGGGAAUUUCUCCCUAUUAACUACCUUGACUCUGCCUUCCGCCUGCCCAGGGCACUAAAUCGGUGUAUUUCACCUAUCUUGUUUUCCUACCAGAUGUUCUAUGCUCAGUUGGGAGUUGCUUGUUUAGUGUUUCCUCUGUACGGCGUGCGUGUCAGCUUUUUUCAGUGUGCUUUAAAGGGACAUGUUCACAGUUCGGCGCAUGUUCAUUAAUUAAAUUACUUUUUUUCCAAUUUAUUAUUAAUUCUAUCGGUUAAUAAUCCAUCUCACAUGUAUCUCAGCGAUCUCAGAGUGUAUUUCAAAGAAGAAGUGCAUUUCAGAGUAAUCUGAAGUGGGAUGGAGGAGUACUAAAAUCGCAGAAAAACUAGUGGAUUAUGCCAACACUACCAACGUUGAAUUUAUCGUUGUCCCGAAGGUUUUAUUCCAUGGUGGAUAAAUUUACAACUUUUUGCACAUAAGUUGAUCACGUGACUGCAAGGGGAGUGUCCAGAUUGGUUCUUUGACAACAUUAUGACAUGCUCAUUUUGCUUUCAUAGACGAUACAGCAUGUCCCGGCAGAAAAAACAGCAUUUUCAUUACCGGGCAUGCGCUGAACCGUGAACCUGUCCCUUUAAUUCCUUUGAAAUGUUAGAUAAUGGAAUACCACUCUAGAUGCCUGGAACAAAGAUUGUUCUGUACUAUUUCUACCAUCCAUUAACAAAAGCAUUUAUUUCGUAGAUGGCUUCUGUAAUCCAGGAGAAAAAACAUCUUCCACUAAGGGGAGGUGUGUGCCAUGUUUUUGUAUGGGGCAUUCUCAGGAAUGCAGUAAUUCACAGAUGUACCGGAGCAGGGUGAGUAAUGAACAUUGUCACAUUUCCACACUUUGAAAAGCGUGUAAAAUCAAAUUUUAGUUAAAAAAAAGUGUGGAGAAGCUUGAAAAUACGAUCGGAAAGUAAAGUUUUGGAGUUUAUAAUGCAUUUUAGAAGAUUGGAACGGAGUGACUUAGAGCAUUUCCAGAUAGAAACCUUCCCACCUUUGUGAUAGUGGAAAAGAAAUCGAUAACCGGACACAAAUGAAUGCCAGUCAGUUAGACUGUUGCAGAUCUUAGCUUGGUCACGAUAUGCACGCCUAUUCCUGAAAGGUUAUGUUCAAUUGCUCAUGUUCGGGCCCGAACCCUGGUCGGUAAAUCGUUUCGACCCCUUUGAGACUGGACUUGUAAUGUGAUGUCCCUGUCCUGGACAUGAAAUCUUAUUGUUUUAGUAUUAUGAGGUGUCAUAACAUGUGCUUUUCGCUCUUAAAGAAAAUUGUAGUUAGAAGUCUGUAAGAUGUGUUCACGAUGGAACUCUAACGUUAUUGUCAUUGCUGUCAGGAAAAGAAUUUGUUUUGGAGUCCAAGCAGAACAGAUUACAAAUUAAACUUUCGUUUUCAAGCUUCUUAACUACGUUAAACCAUAGUGACAAUAAAUGGAAAUCCGUUUCGUUUUGAAUUCCUUCUUGAAACAAUUAGUAAGAGUACAAGAAGUCUGUGAACUUUACCACGGGAUUCAUGUUUAGUAUCAUUUUUCCCUUUCUCCACUGACCUUGCAGAGAGCUGGUAGAUGCUCAUUUUUUCUUCAAAGUUUGGGCGAGCGGCGAGUCGCUAAAUCGAGACGAGCAAAGUGACCGUCGCGCGUGUGGUCAUUUACUGUCGCGCUAAGAGCGCUUGCCAAAAGUCAGAAAUGAUCUGAGUAUGGCGAGUCGUUUUGAAAAUAAGACACUCUUUAUAAGAGUUUUUGUUAGAAAUCCAUCACUUCCGUGCAUAUAUUUUAGGAAACAUGGCGUGACAUAGCAGGGCGGUAAUUUUAACGACUAGACCGGUCUGGCCAGCGCGUUCUUGCUAAUGUGAGCCCUCUAAGAUAAAUGGUAGAUAUACUAGUAGUCUCCUUACCCUGCGGGUCUUAUUUCAGAUGAAUCUGGAAAUAAGGAAUUUCACCGAUGGACCAAUCAUCCGUCUAGUAGUUGUCGAUGGGGAGAAAGUGUCUGGCAUAACUUACACUACAGAGAAAAUUAACAAUGAGGUAGUGGCUCAUAACAUUUCCAAGCAGAUGCAAUAUUACUGGGCUCUACCGAAAGCGUUUUUAGGGAACAAGGUAAAGAUCUCGUAGUCAUAGCUUCUACAUUGCUACGGGGAAAGGUUCACGGUUCAGGGCAUGCUCAUUUACCAAAAUGCUGUUUUUCUGCCGGGACAUGCUGUACCGUCUAUGCAAGCAGUAUGAUCAUGUCAUAGUGUUGUCAAAGAACCAAUCUGCACAAUCUCCUGGCAGUUUCUUGCACAUCAUCAACUUAAAUAUUUGCAAAUAGCUGUAAAUUAAUCAAUCAUGGAAUAAAACCUUCGGGUCAACAAUAAAUUUAACGUAGUUAGUGUUGGCAUAAUCCACUAAUUUUCUCUGCUAUUUUGGUACUCCUCCAUCUUACUUCAGGUUACUCUGAAAUACAAUUCUACUCUGAAAUAUAUUCUGAGAUCGCUGAGAUACAUAUGAAUAAGAUUAUUAACCGAUAGAAUUAAUAAAAAAUUGGAAAAAGGUAAUUUAAUUAAUGAGCAUCCGCUUAACCGUGAACCUGUCCCUUUAAGGUCCUCUCAAUCAUAGCUGAACCAAAAAUAAGAAUAAGCUUCUUCCAUGGUCGAAUUGUCCGUUUAUAAGUUUGAGGAGAGUGUUUUUGUAGCUGCAGAGAACUGUUGUAUAGGAUUCAUUCAACUUGUAGGAUUGCAGUUUAAUUUCAUUAGCAUAAAAAAUGUUGAAUUAGUCUUUCUAUUUAAUUUCCCAAGUUUUUUGUUUUAUCUUUCAAUCCCAGAUAAAAAGUUAUGGUGGAAAGCUUCGUUUCACUGUCAAGCACAGUCCAAAAUCUCUGCCUAAACAUGAACGAGUUGUGAGGGAAAUAAUUUCCUUCGAGAACUUUGAAGCAGACUUCCUUAUUGACAGGAAGGGGAGCGAAGACACAAUCGAUGGAUCUGGAAUAGAGGACGUCACCACUCCAAAAGCAUCCACAACAAGAUCUGAUACGACUUACCCUGUAACAGAUAUAGCGACUGAAGAAGAUGAAACAAUCACGUCUGUUACCUCUCAAGCCUACAACACUGAGAGUGCUACAACAGUAGCAUACACAUCAGGACCUGACACGACCUACCCUGUAACAGUUGUAACUACAGAAGAAGAUAAAACAACCACGUCUGUCCCCUCUUCAGCAUACAGCCUAGAGAGUACUGUCCCAGAGGCAUCCACAGCAGGACCAGAUACCACUUAUCCUAUAACGGAUAUGGGUACCGAGGAAGAUAAAACACCCACGUCUGUUUCUUUUUCCGAUAGUACUAACAGUACCAUCCAGGAAGCAUCGAUAACGGUACCAGAUACGACCUACCCUGUAACAGAUGUAGUGAUUGAGGAAGAUGAAACAACCGCGUCUGUUCCAUCUUCAACAUACAGUACUGAGGGUACUACCACAGAGGCAACCACAACAGGAUCAAGUACAACUUAUAGCGCAACAGAUGUAGCUACCGAGGAAGACGCAACAAGUACAUCUGCUCCUUCUUCAGAAUACGGUACUGAAAGCACCACCCUAGACGCAUCCACAGCAGGACCUGAAACGACUUACCCUGUAACAGAUGUAGCUCCUGAGGAAGAUAAAACAACCGCGUCUGUUCCCUCUUCAGCAUACACUUCUGAGAGCACUGCCCCAGAAGCAUCCACCACAGGAUCUGAUACGACUUACCCUGUCACAGAUAUAGCUACUGAGCAAGGUGGAACAAUCGCGUCUGUUCCGCCUUCAGCCUACAGUACUCAGGGUAAUGCCCCAGAAGCAUCCACUGCAGGACCAGAUACGACGUAUCCCGUGACAGAUAUAGCUACCGAGGAAGAUGAAACAACCACGUCUGCUCCAUCUUCAGCAUACAGUACUGAGGGUAAUGCCCCAGAGGCAGCCACAACAGUAUCAAAUACGACUUAUCCUGUAACACAUGUGGUGACCAAGGAAGAUGAAACAACCACGUCUGUUCCAUCUUCAGCAUACAGUACUGAGAGUACCAUCCCAGAAGCGCCCAGAACAGGACCAGAUACGACUGAACCUGUGACAGAUAUGGUGACCGAGGAAGAUGAAACAACCCCGUCCGUUCCCUCUUCAGUAUAUACCACUGAGAGCAUUACCCCAGACUUAUCCACGACAGCAGAAGAUACGACUUUACCAGUUACAGAUAUAACUACCGAGGGAGAAGAUGGCACAACCACGUCUGCGCCUUCUCCUGUUUAUAAUACUUACAGUGCUUCUAAAGAGGUGCUUACCGAGAAAGAAGGUGAACCAACGACUCUCUUGCCCUCGUCUGCCUACAAUACUUACAUCACUACUUCAGAAAUAUCUUCAUCAAUAACCGACACGACUUUUCCUGUAAAAGAUGCAACUACUGAGGGUAAAGAGAGUGAAGCCACUUCCGUGCUUUCUUUAGCUUACAGUAUUGACCAGGCUACUUCAGAAGUAUCCACCGCAAUGCCAGAUAUUACUGACCCUGCAACAGAUGCAACUACUCAGGGAGAGGAUGAAACAACCACGUCAGCACCUUUGUCAGCUUACACUUCUGAUAGUAGCACUAAGCAAGCGCACACAACGGUAUCAGACUCGACCUACCCUGUAACAGAUGCAGCUACUGAAGGAGAAGAUGUAAAAACCACGUCUGCACCUUUGUCAGCUUACACUGCUGGUAGUUCUCUUAACAAAGCAUCGACAGCGGUACCAGAUAUGACAUACCCUCUAACAGAUGCAGCUACCGAGGGAGACAAAGAAGUCACGACUGUGCCUUCUUCAGCUUAUGGUACCGACAGUACUACUACGGAGGUAUCCACAGCAGUACCAGAUACCACCACCUCUCUGCCUCCAUCGGUCUCCAGAGCUGAAACAACAGCCACUGAAACAUCCUCAACUGUAUUAGGUUCUUCCACCACAGAGGCACAUAGAUACACGGAUGACCAGAAGGAAAGGUCGGCUGCCAUACCUUCCACAUUGUAUGGUACUGACGACCUCUCUACUCCUUCAGUAACCAAGCGAUCAGGUACGCCCGUUAUAGAUGCAUCCAGCGACGCUCCUUAUGAAACGACAUUUUGGCCAACCUCUAUCCAAACGACGGAAAGGCCUUCUACCGAAGCUUCUGUCACUCCAGUCAGUAAAAUUACAGACGCCGUUCUAAUGGUGGUAUGUAUUUUUUUCAGUUAAGUUGAUACUUUUUGUUUUAUCCUCCGCUUCAUCAGGGACCCUUUCUCAAAAGUCCUGCUAAUUUUUCAGGCCAAAAGACAAAUUUACCCCACCGGGUAAUUACCGGCGCAUUUGAGAAACGGGCCCCUGAUAAUCAAAGCUCUUUUCUCCCACGUCUUAGCUGUGACUCCACUUUUUGCCUUCUUUUAUAAUAGUAAUUUUGAUUACACAGGGCAAGGACGCUACCUUGGUUUUCCAUCACGAGUUACGGUCGGACAGUGACAACUCCCAAGUAACAAUGGAGGUCUCUAUUACUGAGGUAGCCUAAUCUAUGAUUAAUCUAAACAUGGUAAACCUACUGUAACCUAUGUUCACACUUGGUAACUAAGCACUAGUUCUUAGUUAUCGGCACAAAAUGGUGUGGUCUUCACUGGGAGAACUUGAGUGCCUAAUAUUCAACUCAUAUUGUCAGACGCCAGUUUGAAGCGUGAAUGUGUCAUGAUAUGCAAAGCAUUGGAUUGCCUCAGAAACGUGUGCACACAGGGUAACCAGGAAAAGUACCGUACUCGGGCACCGUGCUCCGGCAACAAGUGUGAUCACAGCCUUAAUAAAUAAUGGAUAAUUUACCGUGUAAGCUGCUUAGCUGCCUAGCCUUAUCUAACUCAAUGACAAUGACGAUAAUAUGUAAAUGACACUAGCAACUGGCAAGUCAAUUGUUGCUUUUUCAAGUUUUGCAUAACGUUUUUUAGAAAAGCUUCUCAGGGCACGAAGAAAAGUUCCACCCAGUAGUCUGGGACUAGUAAUUUUUCUUGCUGAGCAAGUAACUUUUCAACCUUACUUGCCCAAUGGACAAGGGUCCACGCGAGUCAUCCUGUAACAAAAUCAUUAGUAAGCUUUUGCAACAGGACGGGAGAGGAAAGAAGACGGAAAACCUUGUGUGACAAUCGUGACAAUAAUUUUGUUCGAAAAACGUUUUUGCCGAGCUUCAGCCUCCUUUUAACAGGCCCUUAUGUGAAAGACCAGAAAACAUCAACGUGAGGGAAGAUCACCACAAAAUACAUAAGUAAUAGGCCUGUCACGUUUGUCACACACAAGCGUUUUGCCGUCCUCUUCUUUCUGCCGUCCUGUUGCAUAAACGCAUUAUUAACUGAGACCAGAAGUUGCCCUGGGCAAGCAAAUUGUUAGAGAUGCUUGCCCAAGGGACAAGCAAGAAUUCAAUUUUCUUAGACUUGAAAACCUACUGGGUCUUUCAGAAUUUCCUAUAUAUGUCUGCAGUUUAUUUUAACUUGUAUUCAUGAAUAAUCCAGCGAAUUCUUAUUCUUUAAAAAUGACUUUUUGCAGUUUUACGUUUGAUUGUGUGACCUUUCAGGUCAAAUGGCGUUUACCGAAUGGCGUGGAAACGUCCAGGCACACUUUCAUGAGAGUUUUGUCAGAUAUACAGGCUAUCUAUAUCAGAGCGUCAUAUGGUGGCGAUGCAUCGAAUCUGGAGUCUCUGAGGUGAUUAUACUUUGCUCCACCUGUCUUUGCGUUAGUAACUCUGUUUGAAAGUUUAAUUGACCUUUGGUUUUGUUCUCUUUAGCAUCAAAGACCUUUCCCUUGACGUGUCUAGCCAACACGAUGCAGGGUUUGGGAAAGCCUUGUUGGUAGAACAAUGUGAUUGCCCUGUUGGAUACAGUGGACUGUCGUGUGAGGUAAUAUAACAAUGAAGCAAGUGUUUGUCGCACAUAAGUAGUACGCUUAUGGCAGCUUACAAAAGUGUUUUCUUGUGAUAUUUAGCUGAAUUUUUCAUGUCUCUAUUAAAGCACGUGAAAUACAGUUUGAAGACUUCAAAGAUUUUGGAAAGCAAUCAAAAUUAAAGUUCUGGCCGACCUUUCUUUUCCACCGGUCCGAUUUCUCACAUGAAUCUUUUUACACGAGGAGUUGUGUUGGAGGCAUUUUAUCUAGCUCUGGAUGAACACCAGAAACACGUACGUUCAAGCUGCUUUUUUUUUUUUUUACGAAGUCCUGAAAAUGACAUGGUGGUAUCUGUAGCAUUUGGAGUGGAAGCGAAGACUGACAAGUUCUUGACACUACUAUACCAGCCUAGAGUCUUCUCAAAACGAUAUUUUAAGGCUAAAUUAGAUAGAGUUACACUUUCUGACCUAACGGCGAAAAAGAAGAAAAACACCUUUUCAAUCGUUCAAUCUCAGAUUUCGAGAGAGGAUUGA
Molecule: messenger RNA, 9234 nt
Organism: Porites lobata
Lineage: Eukaryota; Metazoa; Cnidaria; Anthozoa; Scleractinia; Poritidae
Source: the annotation of a GenBank genome assembly